Molecule: messenger RNA, 3440 nt
Organism: Glossina fuscipes
Lineage: Eukaryota; Metazoa; Arthropoda; Insecta; Diptera; Glossinidae
Gene: Ptpmeg
Product: tyrosine-protein phosphatase non-receptor type 4
Exons: 11
Coding region: 343-3216 (957 amino acids)
Biological process (GO): protein dephosphorylation
Cellular component (GO): cytoskeleton
Molecular function (GO): protein tyrosine phosphatase activity; cytoskeletal protein binding
Source: RefSeq, a predicted model, not a curated record
UUGAAAACGUUCUCAUAAUAUAAUACCUAAUAAGCAAAUAAAACAAAUCAACUAUAAAUUGCUUUCAUCCACAAAAUUACUGCAGCAGUUUUUUUUUUUUUUAUACUUCAUAAAAAAAGAGCACAAAUAGUAAAUAACUUGAAAAAGCAAAAAACAAAGGGAAAUUUUUAUAAAAAUCUUAAAUUCUUCUCUAUCGUCAUAAUAAUCAUUUCGUAUGUGAAGUGAACGCUUCAAAUAAUUCAACAUUUCUACAUACAUAAGUUUAUCUACAAUUGCAAAGGAAAGCAAGGAAAAGCAAACAAGCAAAUGAAAUAAUAGCGUCUUUAACCAUGGAGUUUUGCAAUGCUUGAACGUUUCCGUUUAAGUAAUUUAAGUCAUUAUCGUUUCCGAUCUACAGAACUGGCUCGAGAUAAGAAGCAGAGACAACAAUGUGUCACUGUAUUAUUUCUAGAUGACACCACGCACACGUUUCGUAUAGAGAAACGUGCUAAAGGCGUUGAUUUGCUUGAGCAAGUGUAUCAGUUUCUUGAAUUAUCCGAAAGAGAUUAUUUCGGCUUACUCUUUCCCUCAAAGCCCGGCGAUGUUGUAAGAUGGGUUGACGCUCAAAAACUGUUUAAAAAGCAAUGUAAUAAUAUUGCUUUGGACAAUGACUCCGUUCCAUUAUUAGAAUUUAGAGUUAAGUUUUAUGUAAGUGAUCCCAGUCGUUUGCAGGAAGAAUAUACACGCUAUCAAUUUUAUUUACAAAUUAAACGUAACAUAUUUUUGGGCAAACUGCCAUGUUCAAAUAAUACACAAUGCCUAUUGGCUAGUUACACUGUCCAGUCUGAGCUUGGAGACUUUAAUCCGCAUGAACAUCAAAUGGGUUAUUUGAGUAACAUGCAAUUAUUGGCGGAUCAGACUGUAGAGGCAGAACGUAAAAUAUCAGAAUUGCAUAAAUUGCAUCGUGGCCAACUGCCAGCGGACGCUGAAUAUAAUUAUUUGGAACACGCCAAAAGACUUGAUUUAUAUGGCAUCGAUUUGCAUAAAGCUAUUGACUCAAACAGCAAAGAAUUGCAAUUGGGCGUCUCGGCGAUAGGACUCUUAGUAUUUCAAAACUCUCUGCGCGUUAAUACAUUUUCAUGGUCCAAGAUGGUAAAGGUUUCAUUCAAACGAAAAGACUUUUUCAUACAAUUACGCCGGGAACCGUCCGAAAAUUAUGAUACUUUGCUUGGCUUUAGCAUGACCUCGCAUAAGCAUGCGAAAGCCUUAUGGAAAUCUUGUGUUGAACAUCAUUCAUUCUUUCGCCUCAAAAGGCCGCAUCGGCUAUCGCGUUUUCUAAAUUUAACUUUGGGGUCUAAAUUCUAUUAUUCUGGUCGCACGGAAUUGCAAGCUGUUCAAGAGUCUAAACAACGUGGCAAAAUACAUAAGGUAUUCAUACGUUCGCCCAGUAAACGAUUAGCUGCAGUGGGGCCGAUAGGCGCUGCCUUACCUUUAGCUAACGGUGGCAGUGGCUCGGAUAGUAAUGGCAGUGUAACGCAUAAUGGCAAAGCUCCGUCCGCUUUAGCAGCUCAUACGUCCAUUUUGACUAUAACCAAGACAAGCCGUCCUCAUGACAAUAAAGUUACGUCCAAACAAACUGAUUCAAUGCCACGAAAAGCCUGGGAACAACAAAGUGAUGAAUACGACAUACAACUUUUUGAGUCUCCAGUGCCACCUGCUUAUAGUACCGGUUCACAUAGUCCAAACAGUGGCCAGCCAUUAGGAGCAGCGAUUACUACUUACAUAAACGGUUGUAGCACAGCAGCGGAGAGUGGUAAUGAUUUAGUUACUAUUCGUUUAUUGGCUGACGAGCAAGGCCGAUUUGGCUUUAACGUGAAGGGUGGUAUUGAUUUAGGUUUACCCGUUCAAGUAUCAAAAGUUGUGCCGAACACUCCAGCAGAUCGCUGCAUACCACGUGUACGUGAAGGCGAUGAAGUCGUAUUAAUUAAUGGCCGUGAAGUACAGGGUUUGAAACAUGAUCAGGUUGUCACGAUGAUUCGAGAAUGUCGUAACAUUCGGAAUGGGGAGCUUUUACUAACGAUGAGACCUUUUCCACUCGCUCCAGUUCUCAGCGAAGAAGAGGAACCGUUAUAUCAAUAUGUACCCGAAAACGAUGAGAUUUGUUCACAUUCCAACCUCUUAGAUGGUGAUGCGUUAUUCACACAAAGUCUAUUGCUUCUAAGUGACGGUCUGGCCUCUGGCGCUUUAUUGGCUCAAUACGAAUUGAUGUAUAGGAAGAAUCCAGAUUUGGCCAUUACGGAAGCUCGCAAACCCGAGAAUGUUGCCAAAAAUCGCUAUCGUGAUAUAUCGCCCUACGAUUGUACUCGGGUAACUUUGGUUAACUCCUCAACCGGUGAUUACAUCAACGCCAACUAUGUUAAUAUGGAAAUACCAGGAGGUAUUAUAAAUCGUUAUAUAGCUACUCAAGGACCCUUAGCUAACACUACAAACGAUUUUUGGCGUAUGGUCCAACAGGAAAGUAGCCAUUUAGUAGUUAUGUUAACUACCGUCAUGGAAGCGGGCCGUCAAAAGUGCCAUCAAUAUUGGCCUUUGACGGGUGAUGAACUGCAGUUGGGCGAGGGUUUCUCUGUCAGAUGUCUCAGUGAAAAACCCGAUGAAACUGGUUCUUUUGUUUUCCGUGAAUUCUUGUUGUGCGACAAACGGUCGGGUGAACAACGUCAUAUUCAACAUAUGCAAUAUUUAGCAUGGCCUGAUCAUUGUGUACCUUCUGAUCCAAAUCUGUUUUUGGAAUUUGUUGAACGCGUUAGAAUGGCCAGAAAUCGUACACUAUUGCAGGAAAUUGAAGAGAGUCUUAAACAAGUCCGUUUGCUAGAUGCCGAUGCCGAUGAAAACGGUGGUCUAAUGGGUGAACGUAAAUGCGCUGCCAGUAACGGUGCUACACCCGAAGAUGAAACACCGGUAUCGACAAGUGUUCAUCAUGCUGCCAAUCCUCCUGUGAUAGUCCAUUGUUCGGCUGGCAUUGGCCGUACAGGUGUUUUGAUUCUGAUGGAUACUGCCUUGGCUUUGAUGGAAUCCCGCGAAGCAGUCUAUCCAUUGGAUAUAGUAAGAACUAUGCGUGAUCAACGUGCUUGUAUGGUGCAAAAUGUGAGCCAAUACCGCUUCGUGUGCGAGUGUAUCUGUGCCGCAUAUAUGAAAAUGUCACGUAAUAGUGCUUUGUUAGCGCAAGAGGAAGACUAAUCAACAUUAUAUAUAUAAAAUAUAUCGAAAUUAAAUUCUAAACCUAAAUAAUGCACGUGCCUCACUCCCAAUUCUCGUUCACACUUACAUUGACACGUUUACCACAUUCAAAUUCAAUAAAGCCCUUCAAAUAUAGAACGUAACAAAUAGAACCGAUAUAAACAUAUGCAUACAUACAUAUACAAAGAACAAAAGAAAUCGCAUGAAGGAAAAUAACAUAUAUA